This is a messenger RNA of Xyrauchen texanus (razorback sucker), 5518 nucleotides long. RefSeq names its product inactive rhomboid protein 1-like. Lineage: Eukaryota; Metazoa; Chordata; Actinopteri; Cypriniformes; Catostomidae. Gene Ontology annotation, molecular function: serine-type endopeptidase activity. Gene Ontology annotation, biological process: regulation of protein secretion; regulation of epidermal growth factor receptor signaling pathway. Gene Ontology annotation, cellular component: endoplasmic reticulum membrane. The coding region runs from base 315 to 3011 and encodes 898 amino acids. The record is from RefSeq and is a predicted model, not a curated record. The transcript has 17 exons.
UGAAAUUCGCCACCCUGCUCGGGGCUACAGUGUGGGAAUAUACAGGACGAGCAGCAUGACUUUUAGUUGAACUCUUUGAUGUUAUUUCGCGCAAAUUUUGGAUUAAGUUGGUCUCUUUUAAGUAAUGCUGACCGUGACUGUGUAAAAUCAUUUUUCAGUCGGUUGUCUACGAAAUAGCUAUGAAUUGACAAUACAGGCUUGUCUUCUGCGAAGAAGGUGCAUCAUAGCCUACUAAACGCCGGUUAAUGAACCUCCCAGUCGUUGAGACCUGACAGUUCAUCAGAAGCUGGCUGGCAAGAGGAGGGGUGGCUGACAUGUCAGAAGCUGAGGACGAGAGCACCAACAGCAGCCUGCGGAGGAAGAAACCGCCAUGGCUCACACUGGACAUACCCAGUGCUCAGAACCCUGCGGAAGACCACAAUAACUUUCUGCAGCCUGUCAUGCACAGCAGCUUGUAUCUACGCAGUGCCAGUGUACCCACUGAAAAUAUCCAUCUCAGAUGCCCGCCAGUCGACCCCAAUGCCUGCCGCAGGCCCUCGGUUCUGCGUAAACACCAGACCAUCUCUCAGACCAUCAAGAGGGGCACAGCAGACUGGUUUGGGGUCAGCAAUGAUGUUGAUGCCACCCAGAAAUGGCAGAGGAAGAGCUUGCGGCACUGUACCCAGCGCUACGGCAAGCUGAAGCCUCAGGUCAUCCGUGAAAUGGACCUUUCCAGCCAAGACAAUCUCUCCAUGACCAGUACUGAGACCCCUCCCCCCCUAUACGUCCCACCCACACAGCAUGGCAUGCAGAGGAUCGUGGACCCGCUGGCUCGGGGUCGAGCAUUCCGUAACGUAGAGGAGGUGGAUGGUCUCAGCAUAUCUCAGACUCCCAUCACCCCCUGCGCUGCCUCUCUCUGCUCCUUCACCAGCUCUCGCUCAGGCUUUAACAGACCUGCACGCAGACGGAAGCGUGAGUCUGUUGCUAAGAUGGGCUUCAGAGCAGCCGCUGCUCUGGUGAAGGGGCGCUCUUUGCGGGAAGGUACCAUUCAACGAGUACACCGGCGUAGUUUUGCAGCAGCUAGUUUCCUGGAAGAGGACACUGUGGAUUUCCCAGAUGAACUGGAUACUUCCUUUUUUGCCAAGGAUGGGUUUACACAUGAAGAGUUGUCCACAUAUGCAGAUGAGGUGUUUGAAUCACUUUCUGAAGCUGCCAUUAAAGAACCCGAUGCCAGUAAGGCAGCAGAUGAGAGGGACCUGUCGGGCAGUGCCCUAGACAAGACAGAACUGGAAAGGAGCCAUCUUAUGCUGUGUGUCACACGUGCACUUGCACACAAACAAACAUGUUUCAUAAAGAUGAACACAGAACCCCUUCAAGUCUCUAUCCCAAAAAAGUUAUUUGUUCUAUCUGUCUCUCUCAGGCCUCUUGAGCGGGGCUGGCGUAAGGGAAAGGAUGGUGCUCUACUUCAGCCUAAAGUGCGCUUACGGCAGGAAGUGGUGAGUUUGAGCGGGCAACGCCGUGGACAGCGCAUUGCCGUGCCUGUUAAGAAACUCUUUGCCAAGGAGAAGCGUCCUUAUGGCCUUGGCAUGGUUGGCAGACUGACCAAUCGCACUUACCGCAAACGUAUCGACAGCUACGUCAAGAGACAGAUAGAAGAUAUGAAUGAUCACAGGCCUUUCUUCACUUACUGGAUCACAUUUGUCCAUUUGCUGAUAACCAUCCUGGCAGUUUCCAUCUAUGGCAUUGCACCUGUGGGCUUCUCACAACAUGAGACAGUAGAUUCUGUCUUACGAAAUAAAGGAGUUUAUGAAAACGUCAAAUUUGUGCAGCAAGAAAACUUCUGGGUUGGACCAAGCUCGGAGGCGCUGAUUCACCUUGGGGCUAAGUUCUCCCCCUGUAUGCGUCAGGAUCAGGAGGUGCAUGAGCUCAUUCAGGAGAAGAGGGAGAGUGAGCGUCACUCAGCAUGCUGCGUCCGUAACGACCAAUCAGGCUGCUUGCAGACCUUGCAGGAGGAGUGCUCGAGUACACUGGCAUUAUGGGUAAAGUGGCCUCAGCACGUUAGUGCUCCCUAUCUAGAUGGAAAAGUGCGCCAGUAUGGUUCUGUAUGCCACCAAGACCCCAGGAUUUGUCUGGAGCCUGCAUCUGUUACACCUCACGAGUGGCCUGAUGACAUCACCAAGUGGCCAAUAUGCACCAGGUACAGCACAGUGAACCACACUAACUUGCCAAACAUUGAUUGUGUCAUUACCGGCAGACCCUGCUGCAUCGGAACCAAAGGAAGGUGUGAGAUUACAUCCAGAGAGUACUGUACCUUCAUGAAGGGGUUCUUCCAUGAGGAGGCCACACUCUGCUCUCAGGUGCAUUGCAUGGAUGAUGUGUGUGGCCUCCUGCCUUUUCUAAACCCAGAAAUCCCAGACCAGUUCUAUCGGCUGUGGCUCUCUCUCUUCCUGCACGCUGGGAUCCUGCAUAGCCUGGUGUCUGUGUGCUUUCAGAUGACCAUUCUGAGGGAUUUGGAGAAGCUAGCAGGCUGGCUGAGAAUCUCCAUCAUCUAUAUCCUCAGUGGGAUUACAGGCAACCUCGCCAGUGCCAUCUUCUUACCAUACAGAGCAGAGGUGGGUCCAGCAGGUUCUCAGUUUGGCAUCCUGGCCUGUCUGUUCGUGGAACUUUUUCAGAGCUGGCAGAUCCUUGAGCGGCCUUGGAGGGCCUUCAUCAAGCUCUCGUGUAUAGUACUUUUCCUCUUCGCCUUUGGCCUACUGCCCUGGAUCGAUAAUUUUGCCCACAUCUGUGGCUUCGUCUCAGGCUUCUUUCUUUCCUUCGCCUUCCUGCCCUACAUCAGCUUUGGGCGCAUGGAUAUGUACCGCAAGCGUUUGCAGAUCCUGGUGGCACUCACUCUUUUCCUGGGCAUCUUCUCCAGCUUCGUCGUGCUCUUCUACGUGUAUCCCAUCAAGUGUGAGUGGUGCGAGCUCCUCACCUGCAUCCCACUUACGGACAAGUUCUGUGAGAAAUACGACCUGAAUGCUCACCUCCACUGAGCCCUUCCAGAAGAAGGGCUGCAAGGGCUUUCUGGUGGCAUGGACAGAUUUGAUAAUAGACUCUCUUUGACUUAAAACAUUCAAUCUUCACCAGUGUCUGAAACUUUUUUAAAUAAUGUACUUGAUAAAGGUUUUAUAAUUUUAAUUGGUCAGGCUCAAAUAAGAGCGUUCCCCUGGAGGGAAGUAUAAUAGUUAUGCCAACAGUGCCUUUCAAGUUAGUACCAGCUACUGCCAUAUCUGAGUCCCAUUAGAUUGGAGCACAUUUGAGGCAACCCUGUAAUGUGUGUAGUACUACUACAGUGGUGUUUAAAUCUCGGUAGUGUUUUAGCUACCUACUCACAUGUAACAGAAAAUACAUUGCAAAGAAAUCAACAUGUCUGCAUUCAUUUUUUCUACUACUGGUGUUAAAAAAUGAUGGCUCUGUUCCCAAAACCUAAUGAGCUGAAUAGGCAGCAUUUUAAGGCAUCAUCUGUGCAUUCCUUAUGUGAAGGCUAUUCCAAAACAUAGACACUAGGAAGCAUAUGCUAUCUUCUAAGAUACCUUGUUUUAGAAGACAAUACUAUAAUGCUUUACAAUGAGCUCAAUGAAAAGAGCUCAGUGAAGCCAGAAGGUGCUUAGAAUUCUUCUCUAUAUGACUUUAAAGGGAUCAAUGGAACGGAGGAGGCGAGAACCGUCUUGACAAUAUAAAUAAUAGUUUUAAUGAUAAACUUAAAAGACAAACACACACAUGACGGACAUGUCCGUUAACGAUCUCUCUCACCCGCACAAUCCUCCGCAGUUGACCUUUAUCCCUCUCGGAGGCUUGAUUAGCCUGAUAAGGGACCGGGUGUGUAUGAUCACGACCCGGCCUCGCCCUCCGCCUUGCCGCAAUGACGUAGUAACAAAAACCAUGGAAACGAUUGACUCUGGUUAGGUUAAACAAGUACAGUUUAACCACAAGUAACAACUUCCUAGGUGUAUAUAGCACUUACAGUUGAAAAGAGCCACCCAACUUUUUUAUUUAUUUAUUUGUAUUCAGUGUUUUGAAUGUGAAGUCUCCACAGCCACAGUGUCCAUUGUAUGUGCACUUAAGAUACUCUCCAAAUGUAGUAGGUAAUCUGGGAAUUUCUCGGUUUUGGACAAACUACUCAAUUGACAUGCUGCUUUUGGCAUACUAUAUAGUACGGACACAGGCACAUUCGAAUGCAGAAUAUAUCUUAAAUAGAUUUAUAUACCAAUGAUGUUCCCGAACUUGUGAGCUGCCUUGCUGUCUACUACCUACAUGCUAACCGAUAAAGAACCUCAUAAGUGACUGAUAUAGAACUCUCUACAUAGGCAGCUAUAUAUUUGUGUGGCUCACAAACUUGAUGUGCAUGAGUUUUGGAAAGGAGCAUAUACUUUACAGAGAUCCAAUAAUAUACAGGGAACGCUUGUUCGAAAAUAUUCCCUAUUGAUAGCUGUUUCCAUUCCGCAAGAAUCCUGGCUCACACGUCUGUUCUUCAGACAGGUGCAUGUGUUUGCAUACUUAUCUCAGCUCUCUUUGACAGACAGAGGAGAGGCACACAUAAUUGGUCCUGAUCUCAGAGCUGCUCUUUGUGCCGUAAGUGUGUGGGGGAGGUUAACCGUGAGCGCGUCCCGCACUGCUGGCCAUCAGCCUGAAGGAUCUGCAGGAGUCUGGAGAGCACAUCAGUGCAUUAAUGGAGCUCCAUCUUCACAGUCCAGUGUCUCUCCUCCACCUCCUGUAAAAAACAAGAGAUAAGGCUCCUCUAUUGUGAGCUAUGCUAAUUACAAGUCUCCCAUCCCCCGUUUCCCUAAUGUAGCAAACACAACACAGCAAACCUUGUGUUAGUUUAGCCGAGAUGGUAAUUAAAAGCUAGCUAAUUAAUGUGUGUGCUGGGCUCUGGUCUGCUGUAGUCACUCAAGUGCUUUCUGCUGUUGUUCACGGAUCUCUAAACUGUGCCACUGUGGCAUCAAGUCUCAGAUCUGUCACGGCAUUUCAUGUGUUUUUUAACCCUUACGCAUUCUUUCUGACCUGCCUUACCUCAGCCUGCUCUAUUCCCUAAGUCUGUUAAGGACAAAGGAGCAGUUGAGGGAACCAUUGCAAUCAGAUCUUUUUGCAGCUCUGUACAUCAAACCCCACACAGGCACUUGAGAGGAAAUUAGGCAUCUCUCCCCUCAGCCCCAUCCUCUCCAUCCACUGGUCUAUAGUGAUGGUAAUUUUAGGGUAAGAGGGCCAUAUCGCAAAUCAUAGAUCAGAAUCAAAUCAGCAUGCAGGGAGAUCCUCUAAUCCAUCUACUUCAAUUGUGCAUAACAGCUAUUUGCUGAUUAGUGGGCUGCUCUCCUCCAAUGAGGAGGAACAUUUGAGAUACAGUGAUGUGAUGUCUCUCUCUCUCUCUCUCUUACUCUCUCUCUUAUCUCCUUGAUUUCUGUUUUAUUACUUCCCCCCUUUUUUCAAAAGUGCUUACUUCGACUGAUAUUGCUCAAGGUGAUAAACUUUUAUCUAAUUUAAUGAUUUUUUAUUUCAAAUU